Molecule: messenger RNA, 831 nt
Organism: Juglans regia (Persian walnut)
Lineage: Eukaryota; Viridiplantae; Streptophyta; Magnoliopsida; Fagales; Juglandaceae
Exons: 3
Coding region: 1-831 (276 amino acids)
Source: RefSeq, a predicted model, not a curated record
AUGGAUUCACAACUCCAUGGAGUUCAUUCCUUCACUACCCUCUUACAAGAGGGGGAAGAAAGCUACAAUGACUACCUCCUCACAUCUUUGAAUGACUUAGAAUCUCAAGUUACUCCACCCAACCCAAAACAAGGGAUUGCUAGAAAAACUAAAUCUAGACAAGGAAACUUUAGUCCAAAAGAGGACAACUUACUAGUGUCAGCUUGGCUUAAUACUAGUUUGGACCCAAUCAAUGGGGUUGAUCAAUCUAAACAUUCAUUUUGGGCUAGAGUUCAUGAAUAUUAUGAGAAAAACAAAAAACCCACAUCUUGUGAAGGUAGUUCCAGCCCUCUCACAAAUAGAUGGUCUACCAUCCAACAUGCUACAAAUAAGUUUUGUGGGGCCUUAGCUCAAAUUGAAGGAAGGUCUCCAAGUGGGGUUACUGAGCAAGAUAAGAUUGAGCAAGCAAAGGAGCUCUAUCGAAGUAACCAGUCCGCAACAUUCAACUUCCUUCAUUAUGAAGACACUAUAUCUCCAUCUAUAGAUGUAAAUCUAGAGAGACCCAUUGGAAAGAAGGCUGAAAAGAAGCGAAAGAGGCAAGAUAAUACCUCUUCCAAUCUUGCUGAUUUGGUAACUAAAAUGAGAGAGGAUAAGAAGAGAGCAAAUGCUGAGAAGGGAGAAGAUAGGAAAGAGCUUAUCCGCCUUACAAAAGAGAGGCUUGAUUUGGAUCAACGGAGAGAAGAGAAUGAACUUAUGAGGAUGGACACCUCAAGUUUACCUCCAAUGCAGCAAGAGUAUUUCUGUAGCCUCCAAUUCGAAAUACUUGAGAAGCAAAGGUCUAGAAAGUCAUGA